Molecule: messenger RNA, 375 nt
Organism: Penicillium macrosclerotiorum
Lineage: Eukaryota; Fungi; Ascomycota; Eurotiomycetes; Eurotiales; Aspergillaceae
Product: KGG domain-containing protein
Exons: 2
Coding region: 1-375 (124 amino acids)
Source: RefSeq, a predicted model, not a curated record
AUGCUACGCCCUCUCAAUUGGCUGCCUCUCCCCCUUCAGUCUAGAUGCAUUACAGUUUGGAAUCGGUGUGGUGUCGCCACCGCAACACAUAAGCACCACCCGAAUCCUGCCAAUUUUGCAAACAGACCACGGGAAGAACUUUCAGCAAUGGGUCGUAGAGGUGGUAAAAAGGGUGGCAAAGUUCGAGGGGUUGGAGGAUUUCACGAUAUGGACCCUGAAAAGCAGCAUGAAAUUGCAUCUAAAGGUGGCCGAGCCUCGAGAAAAGCAGGUAUAGAGUUGGAAAAGGCCGUGAAUGAGUCUAAAGUUCGCAAGUCCAUGCCUAGUUCCCAGGAGCCAUCCGUGAUGCCUCCAGGGUUUGAAGAAUGGAAACCGUAG